AUGGCUGUCCACUCAUUUUGGAUUUUCAACAGACACACGCUCUGCGUGUUCCACCGUGAAUACAACCACCAGACCCCCUACAAGCCACAGGUCUCUGGCAACACGACAUCUGGCGCUGCCGGCACGGGCGCAGGCGCAGGCGCAGGCACCGACAAGGCGGUCAGGCUGUACCCCGGACGAGUCAAUGUUCUUAAUGACAGCAACGAGAGCAAGUUACUCUACGGUAUGAUCCACUCUCUACGAAACAUUGCGAACGAGCUCACGCUGCCGAAACAGGACGGCGAAACGUCGGAGCCGGCGGCUUCUUCCGAGUUUGGAAACUCUUUGCAGCUCAACAACAACAACAAGGUGUAUACCCUCAACACCCUCCACUACAAGAUGCAGAUUCUGGAGACACUCAGCGGCCUCAAGAUGGUUGUUCUCACAGAUGUUGCCCACCGCAACUUGCUUGCGCAGCUCCAGUCCGUAUACACCACUGUGUGGGUCCCGCUUAUUGUAGACAACGGCAUGGCUGCUGUGGAGCUUGCUGCUGGAGAAGUUAUCUCUCCGUCACUGCGAGGUGACGUUAGCGCAGCCGACCGUCGCACAAACCACCGUGAGGCAGCUUUUGUCUCCAAAGUGGACGCACUUCUCCUCAGCUAG
Messenger RNA from Pichia membranifaciens NRRL Y-2026, 642 nucleotides. RefSeq lists its product as hypothetical. Gene Ontology annotation, biological process: endoplasmic reticulum to Golgi vesicle-mediated transport. The transcript has a single exon. Lineage: Eukaryota; Fungi; Ascomycota; Pichiomycetes; Pichiales; Pichiaceae. The coding region runs from base 1 to 642 and encodes 213 amino acids. Gene Ontology annotation, cellular component: TRAPP complex. The record is from RefSeq and is a predicted model, not a curated record.